AUGGCCAAGGUGGUGGGGCCAUCGGUCAUCGUGGCGAACACCGCCGCCACAUUCUAUCUUUCCGCCGCCAGAGGAACAAGGCACUGCCGGAGGCGAGGGACCCAACGCCGCAACAGAACAGGGGACCAUCUCCGGCAGCAUCAGAGGGAAGAGGAGGCGCAGGCGCGCAUUCCCACCUGCGGACGUAAGUGCACUAAGACCGGCCUUGCGGCGGGAGUCUCCAGGGGGGUGACAGAGAGCCCCCCAAAACCAAAGCAGCUACCUCGGCUUCCCCCUUCCGCGGAGGGGAGAAAGAAUCCAUCUCCCGAGGUGGCCCAGGGCUCCGCAGAGGAAGCAGAGCCCAUGGAAGAGGCUCCCUGCGAGAGGCCGGAGGGAGGGGCGGAGCCCAGAGGGUCAGACGGCACCCUUGGGGCGAAAGCCCUCCUGGACGCACGGGAGAUCCUCAGGGCCGGCCCCAAGCCCACCACAGGGGAGCCGGCUGCAGAGGGGACCCCGGCAGAAAAACAACCACCUCGGCCUCCACUUCCUUCUGACGGCGACGACGCGGGUCCUAAACCCGGGGUCAGCGCCGAGGAAGGGGUGGAAGAAACAUCUCCCGUGGGAAGCACGGGCUCCGCCAACAACCUGGAGCCCGCGCAACUGACCCCUGCCGAGGGGCCGGAGGGAGGGGAAGAACCCGAGAGCGCACAAAAAAACAAAGACCGGGAACCAGGCCCCCAGCCCACCACAGAGGGGCCGGAGGGAGGGGAGGAACCCGAGAGCGCACAAGACGGCUGCAAUGUGGAGUAG
Messenger RNA from Acipenser ruthenus (sterlet), 789 nucleotides. Its product is annotated as dynein axonemal assembly factor 1-like. The record is from RefSeq and is a predicted model, not a curated record. The transcript is spliced from 3 exons. NCBI's taxonomy places the organism in Eukaryota, Metazoa, Chordata, Actinopteri, Acipenseriformes, Acipenseridae. Bases 1 to 789 code for a protein of 262 amino acids.